CCUUUCUUCACCUAUCAUCCUACCUACACAUUUCCAAUUCUCUUCGCUUCUACAACUACCUAAAUUUGGUCAGUUGAUUUGAUCAACAAAUACUCGUCGACCGAGAUACAGGCCCUUUUCUAUCGAUUACACAUUUCCCCCUUGCCGAUACAUGAACGAGACGCCAUCAGGUUGGAUUAGAUCGAAUCAGAUCCCUUCAGCCAAGCCUGGUUAUUGCCCAUACUGUACAAAGUGAGCCAAAAUAAAAAAACACUGCCUCAGCCAAGAUGUCGGAUCAGGAAUCGGGAAAACCUUCCAGCCCAGCGCCGGUCUCCGUUCCUGCGAAUGGAGCUGGCGCAACCGUGGGUCCGUCGGCCCAGCCCGCCACUAGCACAGAGCCGUCAGCGGUCAGGGAGAAGAAGGAGCUAGCCACGGCCGACACAUCAUCAGUGGAAGCCUCGGAAAUCCAAAACAUCACGCGCGCCGAGACGUCGGGCAUCUCUUCCGACCCUCUGAACUUUGGUCAACACCGUCGUGCAAACGUCUCGAAAAAGCAGAUGAAGAUCGACCACCCCAAGGGCAACAAGAAGAAGCUCAAAAAGUUCUACACCAGACAGAACCAGCUCAUCGACCAGUUCCUUGGAGUUGACGAUGAAGAGCAGAACGCAAUCGAAGAAGAUGCCCGAGUGGCUCCCAAGAUCAAGUUCGCUGUCAAUGCCUCGUUCGUAGUGAACUUUUGUCUGUUUAUCAUCCAGCUUUAUGCUGCUAUCUCCACUGGAUCAUUGGCUCUCUUUGCGACGGCAGCUGAUGCAUUUAUGGACCUUGUGUCUUCAUUUGUUAUGCUUAUAACCUCGAGGAUGGCUGCAAGGCCGAGCAUUUACAAGUACCCUGUGGGUCGCACACGCAUUGAGACGAUUGGAGUUAUCCUGUUUUGCGCACUGAUGACAACAGUCGCAAUCCAGCUUUUGGUCGAGUCGGGUCGCACCCUAGCUUCAGGCGGACAAGAGAGCGGAGAGCUUCACAUAAUUCCUAUCAUCUUCGUCGCCGUCGCUAUCUGUGCCAAGGGUAGCUUGAUGGUCUUCUGUAUGUUAUACAGAAAGUAUCCCUCUGUCCACGUCUUCUACAUUGAUCACCGCAAUGACAUUGCAGUGAACUCGUUUGGUCUGAUAAUGGCAGUCGCUGGAGAAAGAUUUGUCUGGUACCUUGACCCUAUCGGUGCCAUCCUCAUCGCUCUCAUCAUCCUCUUUUCGUGGGUGACCAACGCCUUUGAGCAGGUGUGGCUCCUGGUUGGCAAGUCGGCGCCUCGCGAGUUUAUCUCCAAGCUUAUUUACAUGGCUAUGACGCACGACGAGCAAAUCCUCAAGGUCGACACGUGCCGCGCGUACCAUGCCGGCCAACGGUACUAUGUCGAGGUUGAUGUUGUCAUGGAUGAUGAGACUCCGCUGAGGAUAUCGCACGAUGUGGCCCAGUCACUUCAGCGCAAAAUGGAAGGACUAGGCGAUGUAGAGCGUGCAUUUGUACACGUCGACUACGAGCAUGAGCACGACGUUCAUGAGGAGCACAAGCCCCUUUAUUUGAGGGAGACCAAGACAAAGAGGACAUGGAGGGAAAUAUUCACUGGCGCCAAGAAGACGAUCCAGGGAGAGAACCCCGACAGCCAGGUCGCCUAAGCUGUAGGAUAUAGGGAUGAUGACUCUGUCCCAACGUGCAUUUGAGCACAUGGGUAUUGCUAGUAAAAUAUGGAUGGAAAAAUAUAACGGGGAUCGUUUGAUUUGGUUUACAUGUUUGGUUGGCACUAGUUGGGCCCGGGUACAAAAAUAGGGUCUUCUUGGCUUGUGUAAUAUUUCGGUUCUACCUGUAUAUACUCGGGGAAGGAACUUACAAGCGAUCAAUCGCGUUUUUGUUGUUAUUGAUAUACGUUCCCUUUCUCUUCUUUUCUUGAUAGUUGAAGAAUUGUUCAAGAUACACACCCGAGUU
Messenger RNA from Pyricularia grisea, 1956 nucleotides. RefSeq lists its product as uncharacterized. The transcript has 7 exons. Gene Ontology annotation, cellular component: membrane. Gene Ontology annotation, biological process: monoatomic cation transport; transmembrane transport. Bases 267 to 1649 code for a protein of 460 amino acids. Gene Ontology annotation, molecular function: monoatomic cation transmembrane transporter activity. The record is from RefSeq and is a predicted model, not a curated record. Lineage: Eukaryota; Fungi; Ascomycota; Sordariomycetes; Magnaporthales; Pyriculariaceae.